Messenger RNA from Callithrix jacchus (white-tufted-ear marmoset), 508 nucleotides. Lineage: Eukaryota; Metazoa; Chordata; Mammalia; Primates; Cebidae. The record is from RefSeq and is a predicted model, not a curated record.
AUGGAUACUGAAGAGGAGGUGGAGAAAGGGGAACCUUUGUACACUCCUGAGGCCCACUGCUUCCUAAAUACAAGCCUUGGGGGUCCAACCCAAAGAGAGAGAAGAGGCAUCUUCUUUUUACUUAUAGCAAGAGGCAUUCUGUGUGCCUUGAUGUUCAUCUUCUGGAAAAAUCGCUUUCAGGAAAUGAGAAGCACUGGCAAAAUGUCAUCAAAUUCAACUGCUUUUGCACUAGUAAAACCCUAUUCUACUGGGUUGAUUAACAGCAAUGCAGACAACAAUCUUUCAAUCAACAGCCUCUCUUGGGAUAUUUUAAAUAAUUUCCCACACUCGAUACCCAUGCAGAAGAGACUAUUGGUAAACCUCAGGAUGGUGGAAUACAAGCUAGCUGAAUUGGAACAUUUCCUAGUUACCAAGGGUUUGAGAGGUGUAUCAGUUGGCUGGAAAUCCACCCAAAAGUAUACAGGAUGUAAUUGCAGUGGUGGAAAUCAUUAAAGACACUUUGAGUAGA